Messenger RNA from Saccostrea echinata, 1734 nucleotides. RefSeq lists its product as uncharacterized. Bases 267 to 1148 code for a protein of 293 amino acids. The transcript has 5 exons. NCBI's taxonomy places the organism in Eukaryota, Metazoa, Mollusca, Bivalvia, Ostreida, Ostreidae. The record is from RefSeq and is a predicted model, not a curated record.
AAACAAGAAAGAAACAGCCACCAUCACCUUACUUACAUUACACUUCUUUGAGUGACGCUGAACAAGAAACGGACUCAUUUGGAUCAGGAAGCUCACUUUCAAGUAAUGAAUCGGGGAACUAUAACCCACAUAGUCAAUGGGACAAUCAGGAUCUGGAGUACUUAAAUAUCUUAUUUGAGAAGACACCAGAAACCUUUGAAGAUUUCAUCAAAGAAGUGAAAGAUGCUUUUACGAAUAGGGAACGUUUUUGUCCCGAUCCCAGCAGAAUGACCAGCAUUUUGACAAGACAACUUGAAGAAGAUCUGACAUUUUCAUAUGAUCUUGGAGAUCUCCAAGACAUUAGGUGUGCUUCAGCAAAAGACAUAAUAGAGGCGAGAGAGGAAAUAUCUAGGAAGAUAAAUGAAGACAUCGAAAGGAUGCAGGAAAAUUCAUCAGAAUUUGAUUCAGAGAAUGAAUUUUGUAGAGCAUUGGAUUCAGCUGUGGGGAAAUCUGCUCUGGAAGUUGCUGUAUUGUUUAACUCAGCCUCGAGACGCUUUGCAAGGGAGACAGAAUUACUGCUUAAACUGGUAUUAAAAGAGCCUGUAUCUUCAUCAAAACAAAAUGAGGGAUGGCCAGACAAAAAUUAUUUCCAAAAUUAUUGUAAAGUGUUUGGAAAGAUCUUCUUUUUAAGUGAAGGUGAAUUACCUCUGUUGUCCUUUACUUUAAAAAAUUGCACUAUGUGGAAAAAACCUGAUAUUGUCUACCCUUGGUAUUCUAAAACCAGGGAGGAGGAACUCUUAUUUAUAAUGGAGGUACAAGAUGCUCCAGUUAAUCAAGAUACAACAGAUAUAAAAGAGCUAGUCGGAACCAAAAUUAUGGGACAGUUCGGGAUACAGCUUGUUAGCCAGUUAAGACGCUCCAUAUUUUAUCCAAGUUGUCUUGGAAUCCUCUGUAUGGAAACAAAAUUAAUUUUCGUUUUGCUGAAAAUAUCAAAGGAGCAUGCUAUCAGUAUAUGUAAGGGACAGAGAGGAUCAGCAGAGGAUCCAGGGAAGAUAAUGUACACAGAACCAUUAGACAUGUUGAAAGCAGAGGACAGGUUAAAAAUGGCAGAGCUUCUUUUCUUGUUAGGGUGUCUUCAGGAUCCCAAAAAAUAUCAGUUUAACUCAUAAACACUGUACAAGAUCCCAAAAAAUAUCAGUUUAACUGAUAAACACUGUACAUGAUCCCAAAAAAAUAUCAGUUCAAUUGAUAAACACUGUACAAGAUCCCCAAAAAUAUCAGUUCAAUUGAUAAACACUGUACAAGAUCCCAAAAAAUAUCAGUUCAAUUGAUAAACACUGUACAAGAUCCCAAAAAAUAUCAGUUCAAUUGAUAAACACUGUACAAGAUCCCAAAAAAUAUCAGUUCAAUUGAUAAACACUGUACAAGAUCCCAAAAAAUAUCAGUUCAAUUGAUAAACACUGUACAUGAUCCCAAAAAAUAUCAGUUUAAUUGAUAAACACUGUACAUGAUCCCAAAAAAUAUCAGUUUAAUUGAUAAACACUGUACAUGAUCCCAAAAAAUAUCAGUUCAGUUGAUAAACACUGUACAUGAUCCCAAAAAAUAUCAGUUUAAUUGAUAAACACUGUACAUGAUCCCAAAAAAUAUCAGUUUAAUUGAUAAACACUGUACAUGAUCCCAAAAAAAUAUCAGUUUAACUGAUAUACACUGUACAUGAUCCCCAAGAAUAUCAGUUUAACUGAUAAACACUGUACA